UGUUGCGUGUCGGUUCGCUGCCCCUCUCCACCCCGCCCCGCCCCGCCCUUCCCGCUAACAAGGUCUCCGUUCUAUUAUUCCCACCGGCAGUUACCGUGCGAUCAGUGACCCGCAAACAAAACUGGCUUGCAAAUCACCAGCCGCUACAACAACAUCAAAACACAAAAGAAGUUGAAUUUGCCGGGCAGAGAACACCACGACGGAGGAAUGAAAAUGGAAAACAGUGAAACGCAAGCUAACUGACGGACAAGAGAGAGAAUAAAUGAACAAAACAGAAAGAUACAAGGACAAAGGAAGCUGAAAGUAAAAAUAACAAAUAUAUUCCUGCUGGCUACGUGUGUCACUAAAGCUGCAGAAGUCACCUCACGUACUGCACGCAAUAAUUGUACAUUUUGCGUGCACCAGGAUCACCAAGUACAAACAAAGACACACUCCACUCAACAUAUCGCGCAAAUUUGCCUUAAAAAAAUCAACAGAACUAAGCAAAAAACAAACCUCAAAGUCGUCAUAUCACGGGUUGCAUAUCAAACACUAGGAUAAACAACGCACGGUGGAGGACAGAGGGGAAAUGUACUGUACUUGUGUCCCCCGCCAGGAAAAACGUACAUUUUACACCACCAUCAAGAGGAACAACGAGGGAACACCAGAGGAUAUUUAAAACAGCAGGGAGGACAGCAGCAAACGAAGCCAUCAAGGACAUUUCAAGCCGUUGUGUCCUGUUUCCUCUCUUCCCCUCUCUCUCUCUCUCUCUGUCUCUCUCUCUCUCGCUUUAUACAUGCAUGAUGGCCAGGCGUACCAACCCCUCACGUUAACCUGCCGAAACGAGGACGCUUACUGAGUCUUGCAAUCGAUAACAGACAGUCCGGGAAGAGGUCACCGCCGCAACGCAGAAGGAAGUGAGGAAAACGGUAUAAAAAAAGCGUGUCAUCGUGUCUAGAGUGGAUGAAACAGUGACCUACGGAGAAAUAAACGGAGAGAAGUGGUGAAAUACGUGCAGCAAAGAAACGUUGCUACACCACAAGGGGAAUAAAUGGGAGGAAGGUAGUGAAAUGCAGAUAAAAGAGUUCUAGAGGAAGUGGUGGAGUUAUUAACUGAGUGAAAGCAGAACGAAAUAUAUGAAAAAAGUAGAGGUAUGACAGUACUAAGAGACAAACCAGUGGAUAAGGAAACCAAAAGAGAAACAGUGAAGAUACAAACAACGUAACAUAAGCGAACAAUUCCUAAUACAGAAAGACAAACGGAGCUGAGAGAGAAAAAAAGAGAAACAGAAAGAGACACAGAGAGGGAACACUGUAACAUCUCAACAGGACACAGCAAGAUGGACCCGUGGAUGUCAAAAGCAGGAGGUUGGAUUCAAGUUCUCCUGGUCGUGACGUGCGUUUUUCUACCACCUGUCCGGCCUCUCCCAGGUGAGCUGCCUCGAGGAAGGGAGACCAACGAAGACAACGAGGCACUGACUAACACUGCAGCAUAUCACAGCCACAGCCACUACAACCACCGCCUCCUGCCGCAGCAACCUCACAGCCUCAACAUAACCCAGUGUGUCAACGGCUACCUGCUGGAGGACUACACCUGUUCGUGUCACCCCUGCUGGGACGGCCUCACCUGUGACACCUACGUGGACAACUAUGCGCCUCGCUUCCUCGUUCACGCCGCCACCGCUGUCCUGCCCACCAACGCUACAGGUGUGGUGUACAGGGCGUGGAGUACUGAUGAGGACCUGGGGCUCACCUGUCCACUGGGUCCAGGUGAGUCUGCCCGCUGCCCCUGUGCUUCCGUGUCCUACCAGCUGUUUGCGGCGCCUGGUGACCGACACUUCACCCUGGACCCUGUAUCCGGCAUCCUAUCACGAAGUAAUGACACAUUCCUGAGACCGGGGGAGUCCUACACGUACAAGCUAAUGGUGCAAGGCACCUCGAUGGCAGGACAGAGGCAGCCACUCCUCUAUGACUUGCUCGACCUGAGAAUCUACGUUAGCUCCGAUUAUGUUAAAAAGAUUCCGUGGACCUAGUGAAGCACCGCCCAUCCCGCCCACGCGCCCCACCCACCGCUUCACACACGUUGGGAGAACCGUCGUGGGGAACCAGAUGCAGCCUCGACUACCACCACUCUUAGCUUCCCCACCCAUCACCUCACCCACCUACCCACCAACCCAUCCACCGAGGCGCCCAUCCUUACCUAGACCUUACCACCAGAGCCCCUGUCCCUCUUCCCACCUGCUAGUCGUUCUUUCCCUGCAGUGUACAGUCUCCAACUAUAAAAGAAUAUCAACAAACAAGUCUAUAGUAGUGAUUGAGAGUGUUAAAGGUAGAAGAACUGAACUCCUGCGUACGUGCAUAGGUGGUGUGUGUUUUCUAAAGUAUUUUUUCAACAAGGCGCAUUAUAUUUUCGCUUGCAAAAAAGUUCCCGAGUGUUGUGAGUGGGAGUGUGAGGAACGGGAGGGUGAGGAAAAGAGUUAGGAAAGCAGGGAAGCCUCGAGGACACGGAAGAGGAAGAGGAAGAGGAGGAGUGGUGAGGUGAAGCAGGCGGAAAGUAGGCAAGGAGAUUAAUGAGGAGAGAGAAGAGGAAGUUGAGAAGAUGAGGAUUAAGGCGAGGAAGAGAGAUAGUGGAUUGCGAGAGAGAUUUGUUCUCGCCGAAAACCAGAGAGAUGAAAAGGAGGAGGAGGAGGAGGAGGGGAGGAGGAGGAGGAGGAGAAGGAGGUAUUUGGCGGUAACGAAGGGAUAAGAAAAGACGUGUGGCGAGAGCGAGAGCGAGAGAGAGAGAGAGAGAGAGAGAGAGAGAGAGAGAGAGAGAGAGAGAGAGAGAGCAGGGAGGCAAGCUAAAGGAUCCUGUCACCUGGCGAAGUAUUGAUUAGCGACUCACCUGAGAAAUGCACCGAUAAGAUCCACAAGAAUGUUCCAAGAAUGCCCUAAGGAAGAGAAGGAAAUAAAAGUUAGCUCUCCUCUCUCUCUCUCUCUCUCUCUCUCUCUCUCUCUCUCUCUGUCCUGGCCGUAUCCUCACGUCCACCGGUCAAUCCUACUCACUGAUAAUCAAUUGUAAGUAAUAAAACAAUAAAAGUGAUCCUGGAAA
Molecule: messenger RNA, 3069 nt
Organism: Portunus trituberculatus (swimming crab)
Lineage: Eukaryota; Metazoa; Arthropoda; Malacostraca; Decapoda; Portunidae
Exons: 8
Coding region: 1319-2011 (230 amino acids)
Source: RefSeq, a predicted model, not a curated record